Messenger RNA from Vigna umbellata (rice bean), 1635 nucleotides. RefSeq lists its product as uncharacterized. NCBI's taxonomy places the organism in Eukaryota, Viridiplantae, Streptophyta, Magnoliopsida, Fabales, Fabaceae. The record is from RefSeq and is a predicted model, not a curated record.
CGAUUCAUUGCAACUAAUUUCAAUGUGUCUCCAUUGUUUAUUCAUCUUGUUUCUCCCCCAUUUCACGAUCUAUGCUCAAUGUCUCUGCUAUGUUCGAUUUCAAUUGAACUCACUGUUGGAAAUGCCGCUGUAGUAAGCUGUGGUUAGUCAUAGAUGGCACUCUCGGCUUCACGAGCAAUGUCAAAGGGUGUGGUGGUAUCGGUUCCUGUUUUGGUUCUGUCUGCAUUAGUGGCUACGGUUUUCCUGUUCUUCCUUUUGUCCUCCCUUUCAUCCUGCUCCUGCCCUACUACAGACAUCUCUCCUUCCAUUGCUAGGAGUGUUGGUAUUGGUGUUUCCGAGUCUGGCAGUGGUGAUGUUCCAUCAUUACCAAUGAAGGAGUCUGGCAGUAGUAUUGCUCCGUUGUCAACAAGGAAAGAGGAUGUUGAGUGGGUGAAGGAUCAAAUCCAAGCAAAUGGGCUUCAUAUGCAUGACAAUGUGCUUCGCAAGGGUAUUAACCCUCGCACAAGGGCUCAGCAACUUGAGGAUCUGAGACAAUUUAAGGGCAUAUCUCACUAUGAGAAACCUGAAUCAGAUAAUCACACUGCCUUCCCAUGCCCUGGGGAACUGCUAGUGGAAGAGCACCAUAGCAACUAUGGGGAACCUUGGGCUGGGGGAAGAGAUGUAUUUGAGUUCCUUGCACAAGCCACUCAACUCAGACCAGACUCAUCGGUGCUAGAGAUAGGCUGUGGCACUCUUCGAGUUGGUUUGCAUUUCAUUCGAUACUUAAAUUCUGAACAUUUCCAUUGUCUUGAAAGAGACGAGCUGUCUCUGAUGGCAGCAUUUAUGUAUGAGCUUCCUGCCCAUGGCCUUCUACACAAACGGCCUUUGAUAGUUAAGGGGGAAGACAUGGAUUUCAGCAAGUUUGGUUCUGGCACAGUUUAUGAUUUGAUUUAUGCUAGUGCUGUAUUCCUUCAUAUGCCUGAUAAACUUGUGUGGACUGGACUGGAAAGAUUAGCAUCUAAAUUGAAACCAUAUGAUGGAAGAAUUUUUGUAUCGCAUAAUAUAAAGUUCUGCUCACGGUUGGGAGGAGAGGAAUGCACGAAGAGGCUAGCAAGUUUGGGGCUCGAGUAUCUUGGGAAGCAAACUCAUGACAGUUUGUUAUUCAACCAUUAUGAGAUAUGGUUUGAGUUUAGACGGUCAAAGGCAUAAUGUAUGUGUUUCUGUUAUAUAGAAGCGUGAGAAACAUCUCUAAAUGGCUUCAUGACACUAAAUGUGUGUUGCUCAUCUGACAAAUCUUCAGCAACAAAAUGAUAUCCUUGCUUUGAAUCUUAAGAGGUGGCAUUUUUUCAACUCGGUUCAUCUCGUGCAGAAAUCUGUGAUACACUUUUGACUCUUCAAAACAGAUGAACCCUAUGUAAUUUGAUCGAGGACUCUAUAAAGGCAGGAAGAUUUGUAUUAUUUUUUGGGGUCCUUUUGUAGUAGGGCACCUUGAACUUUACAUUUUCUCAUUGUUUCUAUAUAGGUUCUGAUAUGAUGGUUGUAUUUAGCAGUCUUGUUAUCUGGCAACUGAUUGCUGUUUUGACAAUAAUUACACUAGAUGGUCUCUAACACCUGUAAUGAUGAUGUGACUGUGGAAUACAUGUACUUUUAGAAUUA